Sardina pilchardus (European sardine) is the source of this 5544-nucleotide messenger RNA. RefSeq names its product platelet-derived growth factor receptor beta-like. Gene Ontology annotation, cellular component: plasma membrane; signaling receptor complex. Gene Ontology annotation, molecular function: platelet-derived growth factor beta-receptor activity; ATP binding; platelet-derived growth factor binding. The record is from RefSeq and is a predicted model, not a curated record. The transcript is spliced from 23 exons. NCBI's taxonomy places the organism in Eukaryota, Metazoa, Chordata, Actinopteri, Clupeiformes, Clupeidae. Gene Ontology annotation, biological process: cell surface receptor protein tyrosine kinase signaling pathway; positive regulation of kinase activity; positive regulation of smooth muscle cell migration. Bases 382 to 3951 code for a protein of 1189 amino acids.
GUUACAGGAGACUUGCUUUCAACUGAGACACGUCCAUCCAUUUGUGACGUAUUUGUAUUCUUUUUUUUUUUUUUUUUUUGAGAAGCAAGCGUGUGUAUGGUUAGUUUGGUGGAAAAUGUAGGUUUGUUGUGAAAGGCAAUGCAAACCGGACGGUUAUCAUCUUUUGUGCUCACACCUUUGUCAGUUUGAGAAGUGCGUGGAGCUUCCUUCAGCGUUCGGAGAACUUUGGUGAUUCCUCGGGCUGCUGAGAUUUCCAGACAGUUCCUGCAGUGAACAGGAAGACACUAAACCAAGUCGCAGAGCUCACUUUUGCAGCCCUGCAGACCAGAUUUUGAGGUGCUUCAUGCAAGAGGACAAUCCUUUCUCAAUCAUCUCUGCACAAUGAGGAGCUACUGGGACAAGGUGUUUGGGCUCUUCUUUGCAGUGUUACUGCAGUUCUGCCCGGGUGGACUGCCCCUUGAGAUCUCCCCCAAUAAUGCGGAGGUGAUCCUGGCCGCCAACUCGUCCCUGGAGGUGGUGUGCUCCGGCUGGACCGAGGUGACGUGGAGGACACCGCACGAGUCCGUCGAUGGCGUGGAGGUGGACGACCAGGGCACGUCCAGCGUGCUGCGGCUGACCAACGCCACGUGGAUGCACACAGGGCUGUAUGUGUGUGAGGAGCAGGCCGCACACGAGGCCAAGGAGGUCUCUGUGUUCGUGCCAGACCCUGAGGUGUGGUUCGUCUCCUUGCCGUCAACGCUGGUGAUGAAGGAAGGCGUGGAGGCCACCAUCCCCUGCGUGGUCACGGACCCUCGCAUCAGCGUCACCCUGUACGAGAAGACCAGCCAGGCGGUCGUCCAGGCCCGGUACCGGCCCAGCGAGGGUUUCACCGCCGCCCUCAACGACACCUCCUACAUCUGCAGAGGGCUCCUGGAAGGCCAGGAGAAGGAGUCUCGCGUCUACUACGUCUUCAGCAUCGUAGUUCCAGUAAGCAUGGAGGCCUUCAUAACGGCUUCUAAGACUGUUGUGAAAGAAAGCGAGCCGCUGACGGUGAACUGCACAGUGAAAGGAGCAGAGAUCGUGCUCUUUGAGUGGGAAUACCCUCGAGAGGAGAAAACACUUGAGCCACUGACGGAUUUCCUGCCCAGUCGAGGCAGUCUACGUUCCUGCCUGACCAUUCCCAACGUCACUCUUCAGGACUCGGGCAGCUACGUGUGCCGUGUCCAAGACACCAUGGAGGGUCACAUGGCAGUGGACAACAUCACCAUCACAGUGUUACAGAGGGGCUACGUUCGACUGGAUGCAGAUCUUGAGGUAAACAUCUCGGCCCAGCUCAAUGAGAAUGUGGAACUCUACGUGCCCAUUGAGGCGUACCCAGAUCCCCAGGUGAUCUGGACCAAAGACAAUGAGACUCUCACUCUCUCAGACUCUGUGACAGUCGACACGAGGAAAGUGCAUGGCACCAGUUAUGUGAGUGUUCUGACUCUAGUGAGAGUUCGAAUGGAGCAGAACGGCCUCUACAAAGUCAGUGUCACAAAUGAGGACGAUUCCAAGGAGGUAACCUUUGAAGUGCAGGUCAAAGCGCCCCCGCAGAUCAAGGAGCUGUCGGACAUCCACAUGGACAAAGGGCACGGGGUGCUGUGCUCAGCCGAGGGGGUCCCCACGCCCACCAUCCACUGGUACAGCUGUCACAUCUCACAGAGAUGCAGCAACAAAACAACCCCUUGGCAGCUUCUUAUCCACGACCCUGAAAACGUGGACAUCCAGACGAACGUCACUGAGGUGACUGGCCGCGGCAAGAGCCGCGUGCGCAGCGUGGUGACAUUCCAGCGCUUGGGCGACAUCACGUCCGUGCGGUGUGAGGCUCGAAACGACCGAGGCCGCAGAGCCUGGGACAUCAAACUGGUGUCUAACUCUCUUUCCUCUCAAGUGGCUGUGAUGGCUGCAGUGCUGGCCUUGGUGGUCAUUGCAGUCAUUUUCCUCAUCAUCCUAAUAGCUGUUUGGAGGAAGAAACCUCGCUAUGAGAUCCGAUGGAAGGUGAUUGAGUCUGUGAGUUCCGAUGGCCAUGAGUACAAAUACAUGGACCCUAUGGCUCUGCCUUAUGAUUCCGUUUGGGAAGUACCCCGUGACAGCCUUGUGUUGGGUCACACUCUGGGGUCGGGGGCCUUCGGCAGAGUCGUCGAGGCCACUGCGUACGGCCUGGGCCACUCCCAGUCCACCACUAAAGUGGCCGUGAAGAUGCUGAAGUCUACAGCAAGGAGAAGUGAGACUCAGGCUCUGAUUUCUGAACUCAAGAUUAUGAGUCACUUGGGGCCCCAUCUGAAUAUCGUCAAUCUGCUGGGCGCGUGCACAAAGCGAGGUCCUAUCUACCUCAUAACGGAGUACUGUCGCUAUGGUGACCUGGUGGACUACCUUCACCGGAACAAGCACACCUUCCUACAGUACUACACUGACAAGAACCGCAGGGACACCGAAAUGUGCCGAGAGAAUGCAGAUGGUGCUGGCACCACUCAGGGCAAAAGUGAGUCUGAUGGGGGCUACAUGGACAUGACCAAGGAGGACUCACUGGAAUAUGUGCCUAUGCAAGAACUAAGUGAUAAUAUCAAAUAUGCAGACAUCGAACCGUCAGUUUAUGAAACACCCUACCAACAAGACAACUACCAGGGGCAAGGCCAAGAGAGGUCCCUGGCGAUCAGUGAUUCACCCAUUCUGACCUACAUGGACCUGGUGGGCUUUGGCUUCCAAGUGGUCAAAGGAAUGGAAUUCCUGGCAUCCAAAAAUUGUGUUCACCGAGACCUUGCUGCCAGAAACGUGCUGAUCUGUGAAGGGAAGCUUGUGAAGAUCUGUGACUUUGGGCUAGCGAGAGACGUCAUGAAUGAUUCCAACUACGUCUCCAAAGGCAAUACGUUCCUGCCCCUGAAGUGGAUGGCUCCAGAGAGCAUAUUCCAGAAUUUGUACACCGGCAUGAGUGACGUUUGGUCUUUUGGCAUAUUGCUGUGGGAAAUCUUCACACUAGGAGGAACACCUUACCCUGACAUCCCGAUGAAUGAGCAGUUCUACAACGCCUUAAAGAGGGGCUACAGAAUGACCCGACCCACACAUGCCACUGAUGAAAUAUAUGAGAUUAUGUGCAAGUGCUGGAAUGAGAAGUUUGAGAAAAGACCCCCAUUCUCUCUUCUUGGACACACUUUGGGAAACAUGGUAGCCGACAGUUACAAAAAGAGGUACUACCAGGUGAACGAAAACUUCUUGAAGAGCGACCACCCUGCCAUUGUGCGCAACAAACCGGCGCAGCCUGAGGCCAUCUCUGCAGAUGGGAACGCUCCCAGGCUUGAACCGCGCGGGGAGGAGGAGGAGGAGGAGGAGACGAGCCAGACGGGCGCUAACGUCUUCAGCGAGUACAUCGUCCCCAUCCCCGACAUCAACAGGGACGGAGCCUGUGAGCUGGAGGAUACUGCCACACAGAGCACCUCAAGCCCCCAGACUCCUGAGGACAACACCAGCACAGCGUCUGUGAGUUUGCCCGAGGCCGUUGUUGUGGAAGUGUGCCCUGCCCCCGAGGAUCCAACCGUCCGUGAUGACGCAGUCCCUUCAGAGGAAGAGGAACAAGUUCCCUCACCCGUACAAGAACCUCAAGGCGAAGAAGGAAUUGAGGAACCUUGCCCUCCCAAUACUGCCGAGGAACCUUGGAUUCCCAACGUGGCGGAGGAACCAUGUAUUCCAAAUGCUGAAGAGGAACCCUGGAUUCCCAACGUGACAGAGGAACCCUGGAUUCCCAAGGUGACAGAGGAACCCUGGAUUCCCAACGUGACAGAGGAACCCUGGAUUCCUAACGUGGCUGAGGAACCCUGGAUUCCCAACGUGGCAGAGGAAGCCUGUCUUCUCAACACAGAGGAUGGAAUGAGUGCAGGACAAGAAGGGCAACGGGAGGAAGCCUCGGACACUCCAGAAAUAGAAGAAAGUUUUCUGUAAACGUCAUGGAAACAAUUGUUGCUGAUUCAGUGAAAAGCUGUGUACCACCAAUAAGGCAAAUGCAUGUUUGAUAUGGAAAAUGGCAAGGUGCUUCAUAACAUGGGUCUCUGCCCAUUAUCUGUUCUUGUAUGUGCCAUGUGUUGCACAUUCAACCUAUAGCAUACAAAGUCAAACAAGCAAAAACAUACAGUAUGUAACCUGAUAUAAUUGCACUCAUAUACGGGCAUGAUAUUUUUUCAGGUUUAUAAUGUGCUUUUUUUUAUAUACACUCUUACGAAUGAACAUCUGCACUCACCAGAGGAAAUGCAGAUACUUGGUUUCCUUUCAGGUUUUCUGCAGCAGUAUGACAUCCACAUUGGUCUUACAGUUGCAGCUGGAAAAUACCUUUUACACAGAGUACUACUGCUUGACAAUGUUAACGUUUUUACCCAGAAACCAAGUGGCCCUGGUGGCACUUGGACUCAGCCUGUUAUCUUUGCAUAGACAGUGAUGCUGCAUAGUAUAGUUAUAUUUAGAGGACUCAGUAUUUUUGCCGUUUUAGGAAAAAAAAUGUAUCAUGUCUUAUUCUGACCAACAGCAGCUGAUGCAGUGCCUUAGUUCUACAGUUGUUUUGUCGGUGUUUCGGAGUUAUUUGUAAAUGUGCACUUUAGAAGUUUGAGUUGUAUUAGCGUUUGGUACCUCAUAAAUGUAGAGGAAAUACCUGCAUUGGAUGGAUGUUUACUUACUACUUGCGGUUUGUGAGUAAUUGUGAAGUGUGCUGUGUUGAGAGGCACAAAGAUGUAGUUUUAAGUAUUAUCUUGCUCAAGUAUCUUAAGUAAGAUAUUACACUGGUCCAAACAGAAGGGAUUUUUCAGUGCUCUGCUUCAUGCAAAUGCAAAAUAUUGUUAUAUGUAAAUGUAACUUAUAUACAUUGGAUUUCAAUGAUCCUUUAGAAGUAUAAUUUCACAUUUGACAUGGUACUACAUGGGUUUCACCAGCAUAAUCUUACUGCUUGGAGACAUACUACAUCUAUAGAGUUAAGUCUUACCAAUCAGUUAUAUAUAUAUAUAUAUAUAUAUAUAAUUAUAUAUUUAGAAUGUAACUUCCGUAAUAUGUAGUCACAUGUUACAUACAACUUUCAUAUACAUGUAUAGAUAUAUUACUGCACAACAUAACAACAUAAUGAGUGAACAAUAAAGAUAUCUACUCAGGAAAAAAGAUAUAUGAAUUUGUACUUUUUAAACAUUUCUUUGGUACACACUGUGGGGAAAUUUCCAGUAAUUGAACAAUAUCUCACCUGUUAAAUGUCUGCUCAGAACUGAGUAUAAAAAUAGAUGUUUAGCCACCCUCCCAGAGUCUGGAAGCGAUCCACUUGUUGUCCAUGACCUCUGAGGUCAACCUUCUUGGGGAGUCUGGAGUGAUAGUUUCGUUUUCUGGUUAAUAAUGACAGAUUUUUCAUUUCAUCUUGUGUAAUCCCUAAAUAGCCUGCUUAGUCCUAUAAAUAAUGGUAAGACUUUGUCUUGGACAGACUUGUUGCUCUCAUGCUCGCCUAGGAUGCUCGUGUGUUUGUAACCUGUCUCCGGCGUCGUGAAUAAAGCUUUGUACACUACCGUA